AUGGGAAUUGGAAAGAAAGAAGAUGAAAGGAUUGAAAGAAUAAUUCGGGGUCUUUUAAAACUUCCCGAAAAUCGAAGAUGCAUCAACUGCAAUAUCUUGGGACCACAGUAUGUAUGUACAACUUUCUCAACAUUUGUCUGCACAAAUUGCAGUGGCAUACAUCGAGAGUUUACACAUAGAGUAAAAUCUGUAUCAAUGGCUAAAUUUACUCAAGAAGAAGUCACUGCUCUUCAAGCAGGUGGCAAUGAGAGAGCAAAGCAGAUUUAUUUUAAAGAAUGGGAUCCUCUGCGUAAUUCUUAUCCUGAUUCAUGUAACAUGCACAGACUUAGAGAUUUUAUCAAGAAUGUCUAUGUGGACAGAAAAUUCACUGGUGAAAGGAGUUGUAGCAAUCUUCCCAGGAUUAGAUUGAAUGACAAGGAGGAUUUCAGUGAAAGUAGGAAGAGUAACUCACUUCGUUUUGAUUUCAAAAGUCCUCAUUCAAGCCCUGGUCCAAGAAGUGAUGACAAGAGUUUCAGAUAUUUAUAUGAUGAAAGCAGAAGUCCUAAAUAUGUGCAAAAAUAUUCAAGGCUUGGUGGCCAAAGCAAAAGUCCUAUAAAAUUUGAGGUUGUUGAUGAUAGGUUUCGAGAUGACGACUUUAGAAAUCGGAGGCUGUCAAAUUUAGAAUCAAAGCUAAGACAUCUUUCACUUGAUGGUCAGAAGAAUGUGGACAGAUCCCAACCCCAUGUUGCUAAGACAUCUUUUAGAGAAGUAUUCCUCUCUAUUUCCAUCAUGCUUAAUUUAAAGGUCACACCUUCUGGUGGAGAGGGUUCUGUUGAGGAAAAUCCAUCUGAACAAAAAAUUAGUAAUCCAGAAAGCUUUGUUGAUUUGAGUGCCAAGUCUCAGGCUUCUGAUUCUACUGCUGGAGUUGGACCAGAAUCACCGGGUAUAUCACAAUCAACUGAAAGUAACUGGGCCUCAUUUGCAGCUUCUUCAGAGGCCAAUGUUCCUAAAACUCCAAACACAAAUACCUUGACAUCUUCUACAAUAGAGGCGAAACCUGAAGCAAAAUUUGCAAAUCCUUUAGAUCUUUUACUUUUUGAAUUGUCAGGCCCUUUGACUCAAAUGACUAGUGGCGUAUCAGAAGUCACUAGUGGUGGUGAUAAUGAUACAACAACUACAACAGUAGAAAAUACCUCUACUUGGGAUUUUCCACCUACUUCAAUUGGGCAAACAACUGCAUCUCCCAACAAUACUGAUGUUUGGUCAAUUACAUCAACAACUGCCACUGAGCUGGCACAAUCUUCUAAUGCAAUUUCACCACAUGCUGAGCUAUAUGAAGCAGAAGGCUCCAUUGACGUUUCACAUGCACAUAAACCAUCAAGCAUGCAAUAUCUUCCUUCUGUAUCAGAAGGUUGUAGUUCAACCACACAACCAUCAAAUACACCAGUCAAACCUGUAGCUUCAAAUAAUCAGCCAUCAGUUGCUCCUGAUACACAUGACUCUUCAAGUGCUUUUACUGAACUAUCUUCUCAAACCACCUCAAAACCUACUGAAGACACCAGACCUGAUGUUAGCUCCCAACCUAGUAAAGUGGAAACCAGGUCAAGUGGAAGAAAGGAACUUCCAGAGGACCUUUUUACUUCUAGAUACAUAUGUAGCCCUGCACCACAUGCAGGUUGGCAGAAUGUUCAACAUCAUGGUAUGGGAUAUGGCAUGCAGUAUCCUAAUGCAGUGCCUCCCUCAGCAUUCCCUAUUGUACCUAAGUCCACAAAUCCAUUUGAAGUAACUGAGGGGAGAACUAUAAUACAUGCCUCAUCGUUUCCUACCAUGGCACCUUUGCUCGGUGAACUGCUGCCUCCUGUAUCAACCAGAACAGGACUAAUGCAUGCUUCAAGCCUUGGGUCUUUAGAUGCAAUGGUGCCUCAGUCCUCAAGUUAUGGAUCCCCAGUUCCCUCAGGUGUGUACUUUGAUCAAGUUAAUAAUGAGGAGCAACAUACUAGAUCACAAAGUGUUGACAACUUCAAUAGUGACAAAACUGGCUUUGGAUCUCUAGACACCAUUCAACAGUCCAAUGGGGGAUAUGUGACACCCAGAACUCCAAAUUCUUUUUCAAAUACAAGAAGAAACCCAUUUGAUUAG
Gastrolobium bilobum is the source of this 2118-nucleotide messenger RNA. RefSeq lists its product as uncharacterized. Lineage: Eukaryota; Viridiplantae; Streptophyta; Magnoliopsida; Fabales; Fabaceae. Gene Ontology annotation, molecular function: GTPase activator activity. Bases 1 to 2118 code for a protein of 705 amino acids. The record is from RefSeq and is a predicted model, not a curated record. The transcript is spliced from 13 exons.